Aspergillus welwitschiae is the source of this 411-nucleotide messenger RNA. RefSeq lists its product as uncharacterized. The transcript is spliced from 2 exons. NCBI's taxonomy places the organism in Eukaryota, Fungi, Ascomycota, Eurotiomycetes, Eurotiales, Aspergillaceae. The record is from RefSeq and is a predicted model, not a curated record. The coding region runs from base 1 to 411 and encodes 136 amino acids.
AUGCGGGAACGGACCGGAACAACAAUAAUCCGGCCCGCAUCUGCUGCCAAGAGGGCCGUUCGGAGGAUCAUCUAUUUCCUCUACAAGAUCAAGGCGCAGGUGAAGGGGAGGGGUCCCAGACUCCUAGGCACGUUCAUCCUAGCUUGCUCCCGCUUCGUAAGGCUAUGCUGGGAGGUACUAGAUAAGAUGAUUGUCGUACGUGGAUCCACACCGGAGGAUAAGAUCACUGCUUCCGAUUCUAUCAUAUCAGACCCGCAGGCUAUCCGCUGCAUCGCCGAAUUCAUGCUGCAAACAGGCUUGCUCGAGCAGUUCAGUCAGGUCGAACUCGAUCCUGACCCGGAUGCGCCUGACCAAAGCCAGGAACAUGUAGGCCUCAGGGCCAAGGGGAUAGACGCCGAAGAGGCUGGGUAG